CGGCGUUGACUCGCGCAUGCGCGAAAGGGGAGCAGGUGACCGCGCAUGGCACCUCCAGUGUUUGCUCCAGCUCCGCCGCCUGGGUGGCUGACGAUGCCGAGCGGCGCGUCAGUGUGCGCGGCCACCACCACUGCAGCGCUCCGGGGGCGAGGAGGAGUAGAGCAAGACCACUGAGGACUGAUGGACGGCCCGCAGAGACGUUCCUUCCGGUGGUCGCUCCUCGGACUGCUGUGAAGACGACCCGGGUCGACACUUUGAUUGAUUUCUUCCAUCCUUGACAUCCUUCCUCGCAUCCUUCCUUCCUUCCUGGUGCUGAUGCAGCCGAGGAUGCUGACGAUGCUCUAAACAGGCGGCUGAGGUGAUUCGAUGGUGGUGGGCUUCGAGCGGACCGACACGGGGUCAAAGUCAAGAGGUACAAUUUUGUGUGACACUCUGCCAUUGACAGGAUGAUCGAGGAAGGCGGCAAACGAGGAAAGGCCACGGUGGAGAAGAGGCAGCUCUUCAUGGAGAUGAGAGCUCAAAACUUUGACGUCAUCAGACUGUCCACCUACAGGACGGCCUGCAAACUGCGCUUUGUGCAGAAGCGAUGCAACCUGCACCUGGUGGACGUGUGGAACAUGAUCGAGGCCUUUCGAGACAACGGCCUCAACACGCUGGACCACGGCGCCGAGAUCAACGUGUCUCGCCUGGAGACCAUCUUGUCCUCCAUCUACUACCAGCUCAACAAGCGGCUGCCCACCACGCACCAGAUCAACGUGGAGCAGUCCAUCGGCCUGCUGCUCAACUUCAUGGUGGCCACCUACGACAGCGAAAGCCACGGCAAGCUGACGGUGUUCUCCAUGAAAGCCAUGCUAUCAACAAUGUGCGGAGGCAAAAUUGUGGACAAGCUGCGCUAUAUUUUCUCACAGAUCUCUGACUCCAGCGGUGUGAUGGUGUUUGCCAAGUUCGACCAGUUCCUCCGCGAGGUGCUCAAGCUCCCCACCGCCGUCUUUGAGGGCCCCUCUUUCGGCUACACCGAGCACUCGCUGAGGACCUGCUUCCCUCAGCAGAAGAAGAUCGUGCUGAACACGUUUUUGGACGUGUUGAUGGCAGACCCUCCACCUCAAUGCCUCGUUUGGCUGCCGCUCAUGCACCGACUGGCUAACGUUGAAAACGUCUUCCAUCCGGUGGAAUGUUCGUAUUGCCGGAGCGAGAGCAUGAUGGGUUUCCGCUACCGGUGCCAACAGUGCCACGGCUACCAGCUGUGCCAGAGCUGCUUCUGGCGGGGCCACGCCAACGGUCCCCACAGCAACCAGCACCAGAUGAAGGAGCACUCGUCCUGGAAGUCUCCGGCCAAAAAGCUGAGCCACGCCAUCAGUAAAUCUCUGGGCUGCGUCCCCAUCGGAGAGCCCCCGCAUCCCGUGUUCCCUGAGCAGGCCGAGAGACCGCAAGAGCCCCCUCACACCGUUCAGCCCAAAGCAGCGGCCAACCGCAUGAGCGACACAGUGCUCGUGUCCUCCGGGGGGGCGGCCGCUCCUGCCAAAAGCGUCCUGGAGAGUCCCAGCCGGCUGGACGAGGAGCACCGCCUCAUCGCCCGCUACGCCGCACGCCUGGCGGCCGAGGCAGGGAACUCCACGCAACAAUGCCCUCCCUCAGACUUGAGUUUCAACUUUGAUGCCAACAAGCAGCAGAGGCAGCUGAUCGCAGAGCUGGAGAACAAAAACAGGGAGAUCCUGCAGGAGAUCCAGAGGCUGCGUCUGGAGCACGAGCAGGCCUCCCAGCCCACGCCGGAGAAGGCCCAGCAGAACCCCACGCUGCUGACGGAGCUGCGGCUGCUCAGACACAGAAAAGACGAGCUGGAGCGGCGCAUGUCAGCCUUGCAGGAGAGCAGACGGGAGCUGAUGGUGCAGCUGGAAGGACUCAUGAGGCUGCUGAAGGAUGAGGAACAGAAGCAGGCCUCCCAGUCUGGAGGCUCUCCUCACUCAUCCCCCAGCCACGGGGCAGGCUGCUCCAUGCCCAUGCCUAUACGCUCCACCUCAGCUGGCUCCACCCCCACUCACACGCCGCAAGACUGCCUGGCAGGUGUGGGAGGCGACGUGCUGGAGGCCUUCGCUCAGGGCGUACCUCGAAACCUGCGCAACGACCUGUUAGUCGCCGCCGACUCCAUCACAAACACCAUGUCGUCACUGGUGAAAGAACUCCACUCAGUGGAUGACGGGGCGGACGAGGAGGAGACCAACAUGAGAAACGGAGGGGAGCGAGGCACAAUGCGAGUACACAAGCAUUGAGCAGAGAAGAGAAGUCCAUCCCUGCAGGUCGCAGGUCAUCCACCAGGAACAAUCAACGACGACGACGCCCCCCUCCCCCCACACCAGGCAUUAGCACGUAGAUCAUGCAUGCCAUCGUCUCAGCUUAACAGGAAACGAUGUAGGCGGAGGUGUGUCAUUAGCCAGUGUGUUGUACCUGCUGUACUAAAAUUACCCCCGCAACCCCCUACCUCCAUCAUGUGACCACACCAACAUGGCACCUGCCUCCUGCCACAAGAUGGCCACCAGCCGACUGCUUUUUAACGUUUUUGGAUUUCUGCCCACCAAUUCAUCAGGCAGCCUAAGGUUCUACUAGCAUGCUAGCUAUCCCCCACCAAAAAAGAAAUGAAACACUGUUUUAAUGGUUCUCUGUGGAGCGGAAGACAGAGAAUGACCAGCUUAGCGACUAGCUUAGCAUCAGCAUCAAGCAUGGUGGCACACACAUGGAGCGGGGUUAAUGUUAGUUAGUUAGUAAAACAAGCUAGCAUUGGUCCUAAUAUAUCUUCAUGCUAGGGAAGUUAGCAUUCAUGACAGCAAGACAAAUACACAGUGUUGCCAACUCCUCAGUAAGGAAAGUUUCUGUUGGCCGUCUUAAACAAUGCACCAGUUCCUAUAGUAUGUGCACACGACAAGGAAGCUAACAAGCUAAAUAGUCAACAAGAGUUGUGGUUUAGAGACGUGCGAGUUAUGAGCGCGUCGUUCAAAACUUUGGAGUUUUUAACUGAAUCGGACUCACGGGCACUCGUCAAUAAUUCACCCAUGUUACUGCUAGCUACAUUUAAAAGGAGACCAGGUAACAGCGUUUCUAUAAAUGUAUUAGCUUUGUGGGGAAAGCAACACAACGCUUUCUUACCCCCUUCUUACUCCCAUCCCUGCCGGAGCUGCGUCACAGGCUCGACAAACUAAACCGUUCACUCGGCCCACGAGCUUCACUGACUCAUGGGUUGACAAAGAAUGGAAUUUCACUGACUCACGGGUUAAUGACGAUUCAAGUUUCACUGACACACAGGCUGACGACUCGAAUCUCAUGGACUCACAAGUUGACAAAGACUCAAAUUUUACUGAAUCACGGGUUGACGACUCAAAGUUUCACUGACUCAUGGGUUCGCAAAGCUUGGAAUUUCACUGACUCACGGGUUGACGACUCAAGUUUCACUGACUCAUGGGUUCGCAAAGCUUGGAAUUUUACUGACUCACGGUUUGAUGACUCGAGUUUCAAGUUUGUCGAAACAGCGCCGCUAGUGUUUUGGACCCGACGAAGAACCACGAAAGGAACAAUACAGCGUUUGAUUGGAUGCCACACUGAGACGCAUAAUGCAGCCUUAAGAACGUCAGAGCCCCCAAAAAUCUCCACUAACAUCCAGAAAAAGGAAAACAAUACUCACUAAGUUGGCAACACUGAGCACACAUACAGUAUGAUGCAUUCGAGAAGGCUGGGAACUGUGAAAUAUCCCACUCGAUUGCGAGGUCUGUCCUGAAAGCAACCGAGUAAAACACGGCCAACGACCAGAAUAAGCUAGUGUUUGUUUGUUUGGGAAUAUUUCAUAUGACCUGAACAUUCUCUAACUAUCACAUUCUUUCAGCUCUUUGCUAAAUGGGAGCAGGAGCGCCGACGGCAACAUCAACUGCAAUUUCGCAAUUUCCCAGUUCUCUUGAAUGCAGCGCGAACACAAACACAUCUGGCAGCCAUGUUGGAACGCUUUCAGUGUGACAACAGGGAUGGACAGGACAUUUCUCAGUCCAAAUGUUGAUGACAUUUUUAUUUAGAAUUUUUGCUUGCGCUGCACUGCUGCCCCCGCUGGCCAACGAGAGGCCUGCAAGCAACAACAACGAAGGCACCGCCUUCCUCACAGCCUCGCUUUUCACCCAUUUCAGCGCCUCAGGAUGUUUGCUAGGAGAUGACUUCUAUUUACCGUAGUUCUAUAGUGGGGGGGUCCAUACCCAUGCCAACAAUCCUUUUGGAUUCAAACUCUAAAGAGAAAAAAAAAGUGUUUUUAAGUUAAGCAAUAUUUUGGUGAAGCAUGUUGGAUAUCGUUUGUGUUUGUGUCUUUUUGGGGUCGGGUGGGGGUGCUAAAUGCAAAGGAUGCACAAAGGAAAAUACCGUAAAUGCUCUUAAUUAGAGGCAAGGCGUUUAUUUAGCUCAGCCGCAAACAAGACGUGGAAUAAUUACUCCCUAAGACAAGUUCAUUUUUUGACUUAAAUAAUGACUCGAGUGCACCAGAAAGCGGACAGAAAAACGUUGCUCUUUUUUGACCGCGUGGUCGCUUAUUAGGAAACAUAUUGCACACCACAGCAGCGACAGAACCAAUGUUGUGAUAGCAGCCAUGCUCCGCUGGGUGGAAGACUGAAUGUGAAAGAUGAGGGACAGGAGAGAAAUUGGCGGAACCGUCGCGGGGGAACUGUUGUUUGGAACCCGGUUUCUUUGCAAUGAACAUGGUAGUUGAUGUUGUUUUACAAACUCCAAACACGAAAGCUGUGAGGUUUUGCUUUGAUCGGUUUCUUGUUUUGUUGGUUUAGUAGCAGAAUCACACACAUGCACAAAAACAUUAAUGCAACACUUUUGGUUUUGCUCCCAUUUUUAAUGAGAUGAAGUGAAAGAUGUAAAAGUUGUUCCACAUCCACAAUAUCAGCAUUUCUCUCCAGUACUGGUGACAAAUGUGUCUAAAUGUGU
Messenger RNA from Dunckerocampus dactyliophorus (ringed pipefish), 4956 nucleotides. RefSeq names its product dystrobrevin, beta b (gene dtnbb). The transcript has 20 exons. The record is from RefSeq and is a predicted model, not a curated record. Gene Ontology annotation, biological process: synaptic signaling. Gene Ontology annotation, cellular component: synapse; plasma membrane. Gene Ontology annotation, molecular function: zinc ion binding. NCBI's taxonomy places the organism in Eukaryota, Metazoa, Chordata, Actinopteri, Syngnathiformes, Syngnathidae. The coding region runs from base 447 to 2267 and encodes 606 amino acids.